Messenger RNA from Eucalyptus grandis, 365 nucleotides. RefSeq names its product 60S ribosomal protein L39-3. The transcript has 3 exons. Gene Ontology annotation, molecular function: structural constituent of ribosome. Bases 1 to 228 code for a protein of 75 amino acids. The record is from RefSeq and is a predicted model, not a curated record. NCBI's taxonomy places the organism in Eukaryota, Viridiplantae, Streptophyta, Magnoliopsida, Myrtales, Myrtaceae. Gene Ontology annotation, biological process: translation. Gene Ontology annotation, cellular component: cytosolic large ribosomal subunit; ribosome.
AUGAAUGUUGUGCGCCGUUCAUGCUACCGUUGGUGCCGUGAGACUCAUGCCUUCGUCGUCGUCGCACCACCGUCGCCGCGUGCUCGCCGUCGCCAGAUCAAGAAGAAGCUGGCGAAGAAGAUGAGGCAGAACAGGCCCAUCCCUCACUGGAUUCGCAUGCGAACUGACAACACCAUCAAGUACAACACGAAGCACAGGCACUGGCGCCGAACCAAGCUACGGUUCUGAGGUGUUUUCAUGGGAGGAGGUGCUUUUGCUUCGGGUUAGAGCUUUUUAGUUGUUGUGAAAGAGAGCUCUCGAUGCUUUUCUGAUUAUUGCUUUUAAGCGAAUUGAAGACUUUUAAGGAAGCAAAUAGCUGCUUAGAU